Messenger RNA from Impatiens glandulifera, 3129 nucleotides. Its product is annotated as E3 ubiquitin-protein ligase HOS1. Gene Ontology annotation, molecular function: ubiquitin-protein transferase activity. The record is from RefSeq and is a predicted model, not a curated record. The transcript has 10 exons. Lineage: Eukaryota; Viridiplantae; Streptophyta; Magnoliopsida; Ericales; Balsaminaceae. Gene Ontology annotation, biological process: protein ubiquitination. The coding region runs from base 149 to 2926 and encodes 925 amino acids.
AUCAAACAUGGCCGAAAAUUGAAAUAGCGAAAGCCCGGUCUCUAUAUAUCUCUCACUCUCAAACAGUUGCUUCAAUUCACAUUUUCAUCAUACCAUAAGCAAGUAAGCUUUAGUGAAUUAGGGUUUUAAGAGUUUUUUUUCACAAAUAAUGGAAGGAAAUAGGUCUAACGAAAUGGAUUCUAUCACCGCCGGUGUGGCGGCGGCGGCGGCCGCCCCCUAUCAGCAACUAAACUACAAUCUAAGCCGCGUCCAGGAGGCAUUGGAGCAUUUGGCAUCUAUAGAUUUGAUUGAGCUGUGCAAUGAAGCCAAAAUUGAACGCUGUCGGGCAACAAGAGACUUAAGAAGCUGUGGCCGCUUCGUUGAAAAUGUAUUGAAUACGUGUGGGCAUGCAUCUUUGUGUACAGAAUGUUGUCAGCGGUGUGAUAUUUGUCCAAUUUGUAGAGUUCCAAUAACAAGAAAUGGAAACAAACUUCGACUUCGUCUGUACUAUGAAUGCAUAGAAGCUGGCCUCAUUUCGAAGAAGUGUGAUGACAGGUUUCAGGAGAAAGAAGGUGGGGAGAAACAGCUAACUGCUGAUAUUGAACGACUCUAUUCCUUGUUUGAUGUUGCUAUGGAGAACAACUUGGUCUCGCUUAUUUUCCAUUAUGUUACAGAUGUUUGCAUGGAUGAAAGUGCUGUAUCCAGUGAUCCCGUCAUUGCUUUUUUAUUGGAUGAAGUAGUUGUCAAGGAUUGGUGCAAGAGAACAUUCAAGAAUAUUCUUUCUGAACUGAAAGGCAUAUACGAUCGUGCAACAAAGGAAAUGAGAACAAUGUUAAGUUCACUUCUAAAGAUUUCAGUGAAGCUGACUGGGGUAUCUGGAGUUAUUGAAGUUUUAGAAUCAUCAUUUAAGGGGACCCUUUCAGCACAGGUUCAUGACCUGCACCUGAUGCAGGAGAGCAUAUUAAAGACAAAGCAGCACAUGGAAAUGAUGAUAUGGUGCAUAAGGCAUGAUUUUCUUGAGAAUAUCAAGCAUCGUUAUAGUGGUUUUGCGUCAUGGCGUAAUUCUGUCCGUGAAAGGAAAGCAGCUGCCACUAGGCGAUCAUGGCCAGAAUCAUUGAAUAUCUCUGCAGAUUCCUCGAGAAAUGGGAGUGGAACUCUUUUUAUUGAAGAUGCUCUGUCAAAUGUGGAGAUAGAACAAAGUUACACACUUGGGAUUGGCGGGGACUUAGAAAUUGCAGCCUUGCAAAAGGAUGGAAGCUCUUCAUUUUUCAGGUCUAAAAUAGAGGGUAUGGCCGGAUGCUAUCCAUUUGAGAAUCUUCGAGCUGCUGCUGAUAUACUCUUUUUACAUGGGAGUUCUGACCUGGUGGUUGCAAAGCAAGCAAUAUUUCUCUAUUACUUGGUUGAUAGACAUUGGAAUAUGCAAGAUUCUGAAUGGAGACUCAUCAUAGAUGACUUUGCUGCUACAUUUGGGGUAACCAGGCAUUCAUUACUGGAGUCUUUUGUCUUCUAUAUGCUGGAUGACCACACAGAUGAAGCCAUGCAAGAAGCAAUCCACCUUCUUCCAGAAAUCUCAGGCCCAACAACUCAUCCUAAAGUUGCACAUGUUCUUUUGGAACGUCAAAACCCUGAUGCUGCUCUUUUGGUGUUGAGGGGGUGUGGGCGUGAUGGAACACAGUUGGUGUCACUUAGUGAAGCAGUUACCGUUGUUCGUGUCAGAGUGGAGUGUGGACUUCUAACUGAGGCAUUUAUGUACCAAAGAACUCUUUGCCUGAAAGUGAAGGAAAUGAACUUGAAGAAGAAAGGAUCUCUUAAGAAUGAUUCAGAUACAUUGGAGGAUGAGUGCGAAAAUUGGAUGUUAUGGCUGGAGACAUUGGUGACUGAAAUUUGUUAUCUGUGUAUUAGGAGGAACUUGGUGGAUCGAAUCAUUGAACUUCCAUGGAAUGCUGAUGAAGAAAAGUUUAUCCAUAAGAAUCUCUUGGAUUUUGCUGUUGAUAACCCCUCAACAACGUUUGGGAGUCUCCUUGUGGUAUUCUAUCUACAGCGAUAUCGGUAUGUUGAGGCUUACCAAGUAGAUCAGAAACUCAAGAGAUUGGAGGAGGAAUUCAUUUCAACUAAUUCCCUUACUGAAGAAGUUUUGUCCCGAAUGGCAUCAUUGAGCCAAUGGAGAUCUGGUUUGGUUGAAAAAGGCAUAGAAUUGCUACCAACCAUUCAACAACAAGAAGUUAAGGAUGGAAAACUAACAGAAACAGCAGUUACCUCUCCUUCUAUCCACAAUACUAUCAUUCCUCCAAAAACUGAUUUUCCCGAAGCAGUCCAGAGAGAAACCCCAACUAGCUUCUUAUUUCCUUCGUCAAUAACAACUCCAUUAAAACCUGACAACAACACUAACCAAGCUAUGAAUUCUUCUCCGUCUAUAUUAUUGAGCGGAAUUUCCACCAAUUUCUCUCCCUCUUUUCUGCAAGAGGAGAGCCAUUUAUCUAAUAAUACUGGAACUCUGAAGUCCCUAAACAGUAACAGAAAGAAGUUCAAACUUGUUGAUAUUAGAUCAUCUGGUUUUCGUCAAGUUAUUAACUCAUCAGUCAAAGCCCACACCCCUUUAAAAGAGUUCAACAGAAGUUCUUUGAGAGUUGCUCGAGAUUUCGACUAUCAAACUGAUGAAGCGUCGUCGGAGAAGGACCAGAAUGGGUUUUCCGGGAGAUUAAAUCAUGGCCGCACAUCUGAUCAACCCGGAAAAUCUUGGAAGUUGGAACAAUCUAAUGAUGCCAUGGAUGUUUGCUUGAGUAGUGGAAACAAGGAGGAUGGAUAUGUGAAUGGAGGACCCAGAUGGAGGUCUGAUGAUACGAGUGAAGACGAACUCGAUGAAAGUCCUGACGGAUAUUCAGGUUCAGCUUAUUAUGCAACGCCUUUAACCGGAUCAAGAAGAGGCCGUCGAUUAGGGAGAAGAUGAAGCAUGUUUUAUAUUUUGUACUUGUUGGAAUCGAUGGAUCGUGUGAGAUGAGAAUCGACGCAAUAGAUGUUGAUGUGUGUAUAUGGUCCUUUUUGAAUGGUGGUUUUGAUACCGAAAAUUGGUUCCUUGUGUCAUUAUUAUUGUUGUCUUCAAAGAUUUUGAGGAUUUUUUUUAUUAUAUGAUAUUAUUUUCCUUUUGAACUA